Messenger RNA from Saccostrea echinata, 2509 nucleotides. RefSeq names its product exostosin-1-like. The record is from RefSeq and is a predicted model, not a curated record. The transcript is spliced from 9 exons. The coding region runs from base 137 to 2314 and encodes 725 amino acids. Gene Ontology annotation, cellular component: membrane. NCBI's taxonomy places the organism in Eukaryota, Metazoa, Mollusca, Bivalvia, Ostreida, Ostreidae. Gene Ontology annotation, molecular function: glycosyltransferase activity.
CAUUCAACAUGGCGCUUACAUGAAAGACGUUACGAAAAGCGAAUGGAUUUAAAGACAUUUUUCAGUGGAAAUGUAGGGUAAUCUGUGAUAUUUUAUAACAAAUGACAAGAUGAGUGAAUGAGAGCCCACAUGUUCCAUGCAGGCCAAAAAACGUUACCUAUUUCUGGUUAUUCUCGCCAUUCUAUUAGUCAUUGUGUAUCUCUGUUCUAAAAGCGUAAGCAAAUAUGGCGAAGUCACAUUGUCUCUUGAAAAGAGAGAAUUUCCCACUUAUAUGGAGUCGGAGGCUGUGGACCUAUUCUCCCCAAAGCGUAGGAGGGAAACAAUCACUUCGGAAUCUAAAAAUGAGAAAUGCCGAAUGGACACUUGCUUUGAUUUCACCCGGUGUCUUAGGGGUUUCAAAGUGUAUGUAUACCCCGUGCAGGAGAGAGUGUCGGAAAGUUACACCAAAAUUAUUAACAGUAUCCAGGAGUCUAAGUAUUAUACCACAAACCCGGACGAAGCUUGUAUAUUCAUAUUGUCCAUAGAUACCUUGGACAGGGAUCAACUCAGUGUUAACUUUGCGAAAAACAUUGGGUCCAAAAUUGCCCAGUUGGGACAUCUAUGGAACAAUGGUAGAAAUCAUGUUAUAUUUAAUUUAUUUUCAGGCACUUGGCCUGAUUAUUCAGAGGUGCUUGACUUUGAUACUGGCGAGGCUAUCAUGGCCAGAGCUAGUAUAUCAGAAUCACGAUUUAGACCAAAUUUUGAUAUAUCCCUUCCAUUAGUUGGUAGUGCUCACCCUCAGAAAGGAGGAGAGAGGGGCUACAUUUACACAUCAAUUAACAACAUUCCACCUUUACGGCAUUAUUUGUUAGGUUUCAAAGGCAAACGUUACUUAGUAGGAGUCGGAUCUGAAACUCGGAACUCUUUAUACCAUAUGCAUAAUGGAGACGACAUUGUGCUCUUAACAACUUGCAGGCAUGGGAAAUUUUGGCAGAAAAAAGCCAGAGAAUUAAAUGACACCAGAUGUGCUGAAGACAACAGAGAAUUUGAUAGAUAUGAUUACAAAAAGUUGCUGUACAAUGCCACUUUCUGUCUGGUGCCAAGGGGUCGGCGACUGGGGUCAUUCAGGUUUCUAGAGGCCCUUCAGGCGGGAUGUAUCCCAGUCCUUUUAAGUAACGGCUGGGAAUUGCCGUUCGCGGAGGUUAUUGAUUGGAGGAGGGCAGCAGUGUGGGCAGAUGAAAGACUCCUGUUUCAGGUACCCUCACUUGUCCACAGUCUCUCACAACCAGCCAUUUUUGCCAUGCGGCAACAGACACAGUUCCUGUGGGAGGCUUACUUCUCCUCCAUGGACAAAAUCAUCCACACAGUUCUCGAGAUAGUGAAAGACCGAGUGAGAAGCUACUUUUCACGGAAUUCCGUUCAUUGGAACAAUUUUCCUGGUGCUUUAAACCUUCUUCCGGAAUACUCAGAUGUGCUUCAUACAUAUCCCUCAUUUUACAGACAGUAUGCGUACAAAUCCAACAACCAGUUUACGGUGAUUGUGUACGCCACUUCCCCGGUGCUUUUGUCGUCUGCUCCACUGUUUCGGUUGAUCCGGACAGUAGCCAAAUCUACAUUUGUACAGAAGAUUGUGGUCAUCUGGAACUGUGACACCCCUCCACCCCCCUCCUACCAGUGGCCAGCUGACCUUGGUAUUCCUAUACUAGUCAAAACUAAAAUCCAGAGGUCUGUCAGUGCUCGAUUUUAUCCCUAUGAAGAGAUAGAGACAGAUGCUGUGUUCAAUUUAGACGAGGACUCUCUUCUGACAACAGAUGAGAUCAAUUUUGCCUUCAAAGUUUGGAAAGAAUUUCCUGAGAGGAUUGUUGGAUAUCCGGCCAGGAAUCAUUAUUGGGACGAAGCCAAGAACUCGUGGAGUUACACUUCAAAAUGGCUGAACGAGUACUCAAUGAUCCUUACUAGUGGUGCUAUUUAUAAUAGGUACUAUAACUUCUUGUAUACAAACACCUUAAGUCCUUCUGCCUUACAAGUUGUGGAGAAACUGCAAAACUGUGAGGAUAUUCUAAUGAACUUCAUAGUCAGUGAUGUCACAAAACUCCCACCAAUCAAAGUCACACACCGCAAGGUUGCCAAGGAAACUAUGCUGCCAGGCAAAUCUUUGGCCAAUUGGUCUACAAAUGAAGUCCGGUUCAAACAGCGACAGUCAUGUAUCUCGUCCUUUGUGGAGAUAUUUGGAUAUAUGCCGUUAGUUCGCUCCAAGUCCCGAAUGGAUCCAGUGCUGUGGAAAGACCCCGUCUCCAACUUAAGGAAAAAAUACCACCAACUGGAAGUGAUAUAAUUAUUAAAGUAUUUCUUUAGAAUUUUUUAGGUAGAUUUGUACUUCUCUUUACAUGUUGAUAAGUUUUUGACAUGAAUUUUAGAAUUGUAGGAAGUAUACAGUUCAUUUGCAAUAUGCAAUUUUGAAUUAUUUUUAGAAAUUGAUUAAUUAAUUGUUAUGGAAAUAAUUAUGUAUUAUACACGUAUCUUAUUUGAA